This is a messenger RNA of Hansenula anomala, 3474 nucleotides long. It is a transcript of the gene ULP2, whose product is annotated as SUMO protease ULP2. The transcript has 2 exons. Lineage: Eukaryota; Fungi; Ascomycota; Saccharomycetes; Phaffomycetales; Wickerhamomycetaceae. Gene Ontology annotation, molecular function: cysteine-type peptidase activity. The coding region runs from base 1 to 3474 and encodes 1157 amino acids. The record is from RefSeq and is a predicted model, not a curated record. Gene Ontology annotation, biological process: proteolysis.
AUGCCUCCUAGAAAGAGAAAGAGCGGUGGCCUCCUGCCGCGUAAUGAUUUGGGGUCGAAAAAGCAACAGAAACUAAGUCCCGAGAGGCCACAGAAACAAAACAUAUACAUGCCAGAGUCACCAACUAAAAUCCAAUCAGAUGAAUUCUUAUUAUUGUCAAAACCUAAACCCAAAACCAAAAAAAGGGUAUACACUAAAUAUAUCCCACCACUAAAGGAUUCAACGCGUCUACUAAACAAUAAGACCUUUGUUAAACCCAAUUCUAAAGAUGAUAUAUCCCCUGUUUACAAAGUCACAUCCAAACCCAAGGCUAAUUUUUCUGAUGAUGAAAGCAAUGAUUUAGUUAUAAGGAGAGACUUAGCAUUUGAUAUUAAUGAAUAUGAAAGAGGAACAAAACUAGAUGAUUAUGACAGCAUUAAAUUCGACGCUGUUAAAACAGUUAUUGGUGAUAAUGAACGUUCAAUAAUUGCUCUGUUGAAAUUUGUUGUUACAACUGACUUGAAAGAAUUUUCAAUUUUGAAAGAAGGAAAGACUAUUUUCAAAGUAAACCUUUUGAAAGAAGCUCACCAUAUUUGCUUUACUCCAACAAAACUUUUUAUCUUGUUUCAAGAACCACUUGAAAUUGAGGGUAUUGUAUCAAAUUCACUCUUCAUUUAUGUUGGUAAAACCAAUAUGCAAAAUCUAAAUGAAGCUUGGGGACAACUCACCCCGAUUAAAAAAAAUAAAUCGGCUUUAUUUGAUGUCAUGAACUUGCAAGAAUUACAAAGACUUUUGAACAAGUACAGAUUGUUGAAUUUGGCGGCUUUGAAUGGGAACUCCACUACAACGCCCUUGUCCACUCCAAGCAACACAACCAUUAGUACACCAAAAAGUACAUCAAGUUUACAAAAUAAGGCUUUCACAUCCUUGCAGCGGAAAUCAACAAGACUAAAUUCAUUAUCAAGACCUUUACACUCAUUAGGGAAACCUUCCAGAAUCAAUACACCAAAGAAUACAUUGACAAAUACUGCAUCAAAAAUAUUAUUACCAAGUGAACCAAAGAAUUUUUAUGGAUCAAGCCCCUACACUCCAAUCAGACAAACAAGAUCUUGUACGAGAAAUCCUACACCUGAUGCAAAUUUAUCAACUGAAUCAAUAUUAAUUGAUGAUCCUGAUAGACCACCAGCUAGAAGAGGUGCGAAACGUGAAGCUUUCAAACCUUCAUUAGUUUACAGAUUUCAUGAUAAUUCAUCAUACAAGAUUAGAAAUGUUGAUUUUCAAUGUCUUUAUAGAGGUCAAUGGAUUAAUGAUACUUUGAUUGAUUUUUUUCUAAAAAUGUUUGCUGAAGAGACUUUUGAAAAUGGACAGUUUAAAAGAGAUGAUUUACAUAUUUUCACAACUUUCUUCUUUACAAAAUUGAAAAGUACACCACAAUAUUAUGAAAAUAUUGAAAGAUGGGUUUCUAAAAUUGAUUUUUCAAAUAAAAAAUAUAUCAUUCUUCCUAUAAAUGAAAAUUUACAUUGGUAUUGUUCAAUAAUUGUUGGGUUUGAUAAAAUUUUACAAAAAGAUGAUACUAAAUCAAAAUGUGUUAUUUAUGUGUUUGAUUCAUUAAGGCAAGAACACAAGAAUAUUUUAAAACCACUUCGAACAUUUUUGAUAAAUUAUGGUAAAGAUAAGUUUGAUGUUGAAAUUGAUCCAAACAGAAUUCAAUUAAAACCAUCCGCCGUUCCCAAACAACCAAAUUUUAAUGAUUGUGGUGUUCAUGUUAUGUACAAUGUUUACAGAUUCCUUGAAGACCCAGAAACUUGUUUGAAUAUUUGGAAUACUGAAAAUGAUGCUAGUAGACAUGUAUUGUCAAGUUUUUUCAAAAAAAAGGAUAGGGAAGAUAUGAGGGAAAAAUUGAGAAAGAUUUUGAAACGUUUACAGAGUGAACAAGAACAUCGUGAUGAUGAUUCAGAUAAGGAGGAUACAAACGCGGAAGAUGAAGAUGAGGAUGAUAUUGUUUAUAUUGAUGCUGAUGAGUUUAAUGAACUGAAAAAUAAAACAAGAGAGACAAAGGAAAACUCUGCUGAAAGUGAACAAUCGGAAAAUAAAAACGCUUCUGAAGAGCCCAAGUUGAAUCAAGGUGAAGAGGGUGAUAAAUCAAAAACCCCUGAGGAAAAUGAUAAUGAACUACCUGCUGUGGAAAAAGAAGAAAAAGCCCAAGAUGAUGAAGGUGAAAGAUUUUUUUCAAGUCAAGAAGAAAACGAUAAGGAUACUAUUGAACCAGGGAAAGCUGUUGAAGGCUCCCCAGCAGUUAAAAGUCCGAUUGUUGAUACUGAUAGUGCUAAACCACUCAAGGAAGAUCUGAUUGAGAAUGAUACACAAGUAGAUACCCAAGCUGACUCAUAUGACAAAUUCCAAGAUGAUUCUCAAGCUACGUCACAAAAGCAAGAGCAAGUGCAAGAUGAUGAUAUUGUUCAGAUAAAAUCGUUUGAUUCACAAGAGAGUGUAAAAGCAGGUUAUGAAGAAGUACCAGCUACGCAGGAAACUCAAGAGGACCAAAAAAUGGAACAUGAUAAUGAAUUGGAGGUCAGCUCAUUGGACAACGGUAAAAUUUCCACUACACAAGAACAACCAACAACUGAAGACAUCAAGUCAAGUGAACUUAUAGAAGAAUCCCAAGACGUUUCACAAGAUGAUGAAAAGAAAGAUGAGAUAGUGUCAAGUUUGAUUGAAACAUUUGAAGAAAAGAAGGAACCAGAGGAAGAAGUAGUGCAUGAGGCUAAAAUUGAUUCACCAAAACCACCUAGAGAAAGCUCAAUUGAGGUGAAUGAGAAGGCUGUUGAGGUAUUGGAUGAAGAUGAAGAUGAAAAUGGCAAGUCUAAUCAUGUUAAUGAAUCAAGAACCUAUCUCUACAGCGAACCUUCGUCUCCCCUGACUGAUGUUCCUCCUGCUGAAAGUCCAUUACCAGUUGAAGAAAGUGAAGAUGAGGAUAUUAUAAUGAAUGAUGGAGAACAAUCAAUGGACAUUAAGAAAUUUGCUUCAAAAUAUUUUUCACAAAAACAACAAUCUUCAGAUGAAUUUGAUAUGAAUAUACCUGAUUCAUCACAAUCAAAUAAUAAUGAAUCAUUGAGGAAACCUUCAAGGGUCAUACAUAUAAAGCGUGGCAAGUCCAAACUAUCUGACCAUGAACUUAUCGAUGUUGAUAAAGAAUCAUCGGUUGAAAUAGCCAGUUCUGAUGAAGUUUCCACUGGGAAGAACUCUUCAUUCAAUAGAAGUUCUGGUCCAAGAGCUGGUACUGGUCCAAGAAAGCGUGGUGGUCGUGGACAUCGUGGUCGUGGGAACCAUGGCCGUGGUAGAGGAGGCCACAAUGUUGGUCGUGGUGGCUUUGCUGGAAGACAAAGAGUUCAAAAUCCUGAGAGAGAAGUGGUUAAUGUUGAAGAUGAACCAAACGAUAAAGAAGAUUCUACAGAGGGGAGACCAAGUAGAAGAACAAGAUUGAGAGGCCACUGA